UACUGCUACAGCCCAUGUCUCUCCCUUCUGUCUGUCCCGUCUGUCUGCCUAUGUGUGUGUGUGCCUUUUCUCGCAGCACCGCUAAUAUGUAUAUCCUCUCUCUUUCUCUCUUUCUCUCUUUCUCUCUCUCUCUCUGUCUUUCCAAUCCACAAACGACUAUUAUUUCCCACCAGCCCUUUCCAUUUGUCGCUCACAAAUACCACACACACACCCGCCGUUCAAUCUUGCCAAAGCCGACUGACUUUGAGAACCCGCAUCCAAAAAAACAAACAAACAAACACACGCACACAAAGAAAGGGGAGGAAAAAGAAGACCAGUUUCCCCGAUUCUCCCGUACUUUCCCUGUCUCCCUUCGCACACUCAUGCAUAGCCAAACCAACGCUAUACAAACCGGCUCCAACACCCUUCCCAAAAACACAACACAGCAGCAUACAAAACAAACAAAGGAAAGGAAAAAAAAGACAAGCAGACCCGAUAUCCCGCGGUGCAAAAACUAUCGCUACACCCACGCUACUACUAUUUUCCGAAUCCUAUCUGAUAAUGGAAAGUCGGCCAGGGGGCGUAGGCAGGAAACGAUGA
Messenger RNA from Bipolaris oryzae ATCC 44560, 579 nucleotides. RefSeq lists its product as uncharacterized. The record is from RefSeq and is a predicted model, not a curated record. The transcript has a single exon. The annotation marks the transcript as partial. NCBI's taxonomy places the organism in Eukaryota, Fungi, Ascomycota, Dothideomycetes, Pleosporales, Pleosporaceae.